Molecule: messenger RNA, 1329 nt
Organism: Arabidopsis arenosa
Lineage: Eukaryota; Viridiplantae; Streptophyta; Magnoliopsida; Brassicales; Brassicaceae
Source: the annotation of a GenBank genome assembly
AGGGUUUAAGAAAACGUCUGAGAAAGAAAGAGAGAAAAAAGCUUAGAGAGAAAAAAAAAUGGGGAAGACGAUGAGGAAGAAGAUGAAGGGAAGCCAAAACUUGAGGCAAAGACUGCUUCUUUCGACACUUUCUUCAACACCUAUCGUGAUUGAUGAUAUUCGUGCCGACGACAUGAUUCCUGGUCUCCGCCCUCACGAGGUUAAUCUUCUCCGCCUCUUUGAAACUGUCACCGAUGACGCAUUCGUUGAGGUUAACGAGACUGGGACGCAAUUAAAGUACAAGCCUGGAAUUAUAAUGGGAGGUAAGAACUUGGUUCACACCUGCUCGCUGAGUCGAUCCAUUGGCUAUUAUCUUGAGCCAUUGAUUUUGUUGGGAUUGUUUGGAAAGAAGCCUCUUUCGAUUAGGCUCAAAGGAAUUACAAAUGAUUCGAGAGACCCGAGCGUUGACACAUUCCGUUCCACUACCUUGAAUAUCAUAAAGCGUUUUGGAGUACCUGCAGAAGAUUUGGAGCUUAAAAUUGAGGCCCGUGGAGUAGCUCCAAAUGGAGGUGGAGAAGUUCUCUUAACUAUUCCAAAUGUUAAGACUCUAAGUGCGGUUCAUUGGGUAGAAGAAGGAAUGGUGAAGAAGAUACGUGGUAUAACUUUCUCUACAAGAGUGACUAGUGACUUCGAACAUUCCAUGAGAUUCUCAGCUCGUGGAAUCUUUAACAAUCUCCUGCCUGAUGUUCACAUUUUCCAAGAUCACAAAACUGGCGCUCAGGCUGGAAAAUCUCCUGGAUACGGAAUAUCAUUGGUAGCAGAAACAACCACAGGGUGUUACAUUUCUGCAGAUACAACAGUGUCUUGUGAAAGACCAGACGAAACUGGAGAGCUCGAUGUAGAGAAGAAAGAGAGAUUGCCAGCAGAAGACACAGGAGUUGAAGUAGCUUCAUGGCUUCUUCAAGAGAUUGAAAAGGGUGGAGUUGUUGAUUCAACACACCAGGGAUUGUUGUUUCUACUGUGUGCGUUAUCUGAACAAGACGUGUCAAAGGUUCGAGUUGGAACAUUAUCUCCAUAUGCAGUGGAGACAUUGAGGAACAUAAAGGAGUUUCUUGGAGUUAAGUUUGACAUCAAACCUGAUCCAUUGACAGGGACUGUUAUACUCAAGUGCACUGGAAGUGGCUUAAUUAACCUCUCCAGAAAGCUGUCUUGAUUUCUUUCUCACGUUGUUGUGUUUGUUAACACAAUCAGCUUUUACAGUUUUGUCUGAAUGAAAACGCUUUUCUAUAGUUUGAAUGGAUGUGUAUUUUUGACCUAAUGGCAAUUUACAAUUAAAUUUAUGCAUUUUCA